Messenger RNA from Grosmannia clavigera kw1407, 1065 nucleotides. Its product is annotated as hsc70 cochaperone. The record is from RefSeq and is a predicted model, not a curated record. Gene Ontology annotation, cellular component: TRC complex; membrane. Gene Ontology annotation, biological process: post-translational protein targeting to endoplasmic reticulum membrane. Lineage: Eukaryota; Fungi; Ascomycota; Sordariomycetes; Ophiostomatales; Ophiostomataceae. The coding region runs from base 1 to 1065 and encodes 354 amino acids. Gene Ontology annotation, molecular function: protein binding; molecular adaptor activity. The transcript is spliced from 3 exons.
AUGGCAUUGACGUCAAAGCAGCGUCUGGCACUGGCCAUAUGCGACUUCCUCUCUUCAUCUACAUCUGAUGGUACCAUCUCAUCCGACGAUGGUGACUCUAUCGAUGUGGCCAUAAAUUGCAUAUCCGAGGCUUUCAAGAUCGACCCUACCGACGAAGCUGCAAUCACAGAAGCUGUUGGUGACCAGAAUUUACAGAAGAUUUACAGCGUGUAUGAAAAACUCAAGAAUUCCUCCAAGUCCUCCACACCGACUACGAUGCCAGAAUCACCGUCUUCCACUUCUGCUUCUGUUCCUACACCCUCAGGCUUAGUCACCGAGGCUGCUAAGAAGGAGGCUGAAGGCUUGAAAUCGAAGGGCAACAGUGCCAUGGCGCAAAAGGAUUAUGCUGGGGCUAUCGAUCUAUACACAAAAGCGCUUGGUCUUUAUCCCAGGAACGCCAUUUAUUUGUCCAAUCGUGCUGCUGCAUAUAGUGCCGCCAAAGACCACGAAAGUGCCAAGACUGAUGCAGAGGCUGCCGUCGCAAUUGACCCAAACUAUACAAAGGCGUGGAGUCGCCUAGGACUGGCAAAGUUUGCUCUUGGGGAUGCGAAGGGCGCUAUGGAGGCGUACAAGAAAGGCAUCGACUAUGAAGGCAACGGGGGUAGUGAUGCGAUGAAAAAGGGCUUUGAAACAGCCAAAAGAAGAGUUGAAGAGCUCAAUUCAGACGAUAUCGCGACAGCUUCUACUCCCCGCGGUUCAGGUUCUACGAGCACACCUGAUUUGGGAGGUCUGGCCAGCAUGUUUGGAGGUGGUCGGGGUAGCAACGCAGCUGGUGGUAUGCCCGACUUCAGUUCCAUUAUGAACAACCCCAUGUUUUCCUCCAUGGCCCAGAAUCUCAUGAGCAACCCGGACUUAAUGUCGAACUUGAUGAGUAACCCUCGACUGAGGGAUAUGGCAAAUCAAUUUGGAGGUGGAGGGGGAAUGCCCGAUUUGUCAACACUGAUGUCCGACCCAAACAUUGCAGACAUGGCACGGUCAAUGAUGGGAGGUGCUGGAAGGGGGGCAUCCGGUGGAUCCAACGAGUGA